Prunus armeniaca (apricot) is the source of this 645-nucleotide messenger RNA. Lineage: Eukaryota; Viridiplantae; Streptophyta; Magnoliopsida; Rosales; Rosaceae. The record is from the annotation of a GenBank genome assembly.
AUGCUCUGGCAUGUGGUUAGGCGAUGGAGUACCGAGACACACAUCUUCAUUUGUUCAUGGUGGGAGUUUGCUCCCACACUUGAGGACGUAGCCAACAUUUUCCAUCCCCCACUUUGUGGCAGCCAAGAUCCUUUCCACAUCGUGCUUACUCCGGAUGAUGAACUAAAGCUUGAGGCCUUACGGAAGGGUCCCCAUCUUCUCCUAGCACUUCCCUGCGAUUUAGCAAUUGGAUUCGCGGGUGUUUCCUUUGGCCUUAAUGAUAGCAUGUGGCAGCGUGCUUCCUCUAGCCCCCAUGUUCUUAGGGCACCUAUAUACUGUUUGCUUGACCAAGUUCAGCUUCUUGAGAAAAGGAAACCAAAUUCCAACACUCGUGUGGAGGAGCCGAAUGCCUCAGGCAUGCCUCCUGAAUUUGUUAGUGACCAUGAGCGGCAUGUUGACAUUGAACCGGUUGUGCCCACCUUCGAGGACACGGUGGGUUGCUCACCGGAGGCUGGCCUUGGCCCUCCUUUUACAGUUAUUGACACUGCGCAUAUUGUUGGCAAGGUUGAGAGAAUAUCACAAGGUGUGGAGAAUACACUUCCUACUCCUCCUCUUGAGACGUCCAGUGUAGCUGCCGACACUGCUCUAUACCUUCCAGCAGCUUAG